Molecule: messenger RNA, 1200 nt
Organism: Mercenaria mercenaria
Lineage: Eukaryota; Metazoa; Mollusca; Bivalvia; Venerida; Veneridae
Exons: 7
Coding region: 145-795 (216 amino acids)
Biological process (GO): cell-matrix adhesion
Cellular component (GO): extracellular region; lysosome
Molecular function (GO): calcium ion binding
Source: RefSeq, a predicted model, not a curated record
AAAGAACAGAAUUUUUGUUAAGUAUUGCGUGGGUGAUAUUGUGUAUAUAACUUGCUAAUCAAGACCUACCUCUAUAGCUUUAGUCAGCCUGAUGGUAGAGAAGUUAAAGCCAUCAAACGAGACUUUUCCGAAACAAACUCUACAAUGAUGUUCAGAAUUGUAUUUUUGGUGGGUGUGUUAUCUAGUGUUUUGUGCGAGUGCCCUGCAAAACAAUUUUGUUUCCCAAAGCAAUGGCAAAGCUUGGUAACCUUUGUGAAUGUAACCGGUGAAGGAAAUGGUACCGUACAAAUCACACCGGGCAGUGCUCUCAUCUUCGUUGACGGUGUUGAUGAAAAAUACAGAACAGACAUACAUAACUCAUAUGGAACUGCUACAGUACUAAUACUGUACAAACAGCAUGUUGGAUACCACAUCGAGAACAAUAAAUGUACGCCAUUUAAACCUGGUCCAAAAUAUAACACGACCUUCUGUACUCCAGAAAAUGCCAACAUCUCUAAGCCGUAUCUUAUUGGAUACAAACCAAGUAUCAAAGCUGUCGACUACAAAUUUCCAUUGUUUAUUUCCAACUUGUUCUUCACUGUGGAGGAUAACACUGCUCCUGUAUCCCUGAGACUGUUUGAGACUCUCUCUGGAAAGUUUUCUGUGCUGAGUACAAUUUUGUUUGAAGACUACUCGCCAACUAAACCAGAUCCGAAUGUUUUCAAUGUUCCAAGUAUAUGUAAACACGACAAACAGAAAAAUGCCGAAAUGUGGCAAACUUGGGCUAGCAGGCUGCUUUGGGAAAUGAUGCAGUAGAAUACCGGAGUAGUCACAUGUUGAUAUCAGCUUAAAAUGUUAGAAUUUCUCCAGGCACCUACUUGUUGUAAAUGAAUCAAGACUAGUUUUACAAAAUGCACGUUCGUUUCAUUUGUUACACUUGUGUAAUUGUUCAAAACACUGUUUACAUUUCAAAUUUCUCGUGAAAAGAAGUUUGGUGAUUUUUAUCCACUUUUAUUAUGGCGUAAAAAAUCUAGGAACACUUUAAACAACUGUGUUUAGCCGUUUUAAAAGAUGUUUUCAAGACAGUUAGUUUUCACUAUUUUCUGUUAUGAUUCUUAAUUGGUAAAAUUGCAUAUUUAUAACUAGUUGUUCAUGCAGUUAUCAACAUACUAGUGUACUGACCAAGCACUAACUCAGUUUCAAUAAAAAUAUUACAGCAUA